This is a messenger RNA of Harmonia axyridis, 1163 nucleotides long. Its product is annotated as ATP-dependent (S)-NAD(P)H-hydrate dehydratase. Gene Ontology annotation, biological process: metabolite repair. The record is from RefSeq and is a predicted model, not a curated record. NCBI's taxonomy places the organism in Eukaryota, Metazoa, Arthropoda, Insecta, Coleoptera, Coccinellidae. The coding region runs from base 92 to 1114 and encodes 340 amino acids. The transcript has a single exon. Gene Ontology annotation, molecular function: ATP-dependent NAD(P)H-hydrate dehydratase activity.
UACCAUGUCAGUCCAAAGUCAAAACAAAACACCUAACCUUGUUUUCGAAUUAUCGUCAUGAUAAUAAGAUACUAUAUAUUUCCUUAUUGUUAUGCAUUUUAUGAAAAAAUCAAGCAAGUGCAUAAUUAAUAUUUUCUCCUUGAAAUAUUUAGUUUCUAAAAGAAUGUCCACACAACCGAAGUUUCUCAAAGAAGACUACCUCCUAGCAAAAUGUAAACAGUUGCCCCCUUCUCUAUCUCAAGAUAAACACAAGGGAGAAGCUGGAAGAAUAGGAGUAUUUGGAGGAAGUCUCGAAUAUACUGGAGCUCCUUACUAUGCUGCCAUAACUUCGCUGAAAGUUGGAGCAGAUCUAGUGUAUGUGUUUUGCAUGAAAGAAGCAGCUACAGUUAUAAAAACAUACAGUCCGGAGCUGAUUGUGCUUCCAUAUCUUGACCAUAGCCAAGCAGCAACUAAAAUAGAACCUUGGUUGGAAAGACUCCAUGUUAUAUUGAUUGGUCCAGGUUUAGGAAGAGACGAAUCUACUUUCAACGUUAUAAAGCAGGUGAUCAGUUUAUGCAAGAAGUUGAGAAAACCACUGGUUAUAGAUGCAGAUGGAUUAUUCCUGAUUUCAAAUAAUAUUGACUUGAUAAAAGACUAUCCAAAUAAAUUAAUUUUAACACCAAAUAUAGUUGAAUUUUCCAGAUUGGUAGGUAAUUCAGAAACCGAAAAAUAUAGGACUAACUCAGCAAGACUUUUUGAGUUGUGUUCGAACUUGACAAUUGUUGUAAAAGGGCCAGAAGAUAUAAUUUUCGAUAAGGCAAUUGAGACAAAAGUAACUGGUUCAGGAUCAGGUAGAAGAUCUGGAGGCCAAGGGGAUUUGUUAGCAGGUGCAGUGGCCACCUUUUUGUGUUGGUCUAUGCAAAAAGAUAUUCCGAUAGAAAGUGAAGAAUCACAUGAUGAGAGAGCUCUUUUAGCUUCCUUCGGGGGUUGCAAGCUUGUGAGAGAAUGUAAUAAAGUAGCUUUUUCCAAAUUUGGAAGGAGCAUGACUGCUUUAGAUAUGACAUCUAUGGUGCACACUGUUUUCGAUCAUUAUUUUGAGAAUAAGAAAAAUGUUAUUGGGAGUGUUUUUGAUUGAUCAUUAGUACUUUUUUGAUCAAAGUAAUCAAAGUAAAUAUUAUUUCUAU